This is a messenger RNA of Plasmodium adleri (nom. inval.), 363 nucleotides long. Its product is annotated as ER membrane protein complex subunit 6, putative. The record is from RefSeq and is a predicted model, not a curated record. Gene Ontology annotation, biological process: protein folding in endoplasmic reticulum; autophagosome assembly. Gene Ontology annotation, cellular component: EMC complex; membrane; endoplasmic reticulum. The coding region runs from base 1 to 363 and encodes 120 amino acids. The transcript is spliced from 2 exons. NCBI's taxonomy places the organism in Eukaryota, Apicomplexa, Aconoidasida, Haemosporida, Plasmodiidae.
AUGGAAGGUGACGAUUAUCAAGGGAACUCAAAAAACAUAUUAGACUCCAAAUUAUUGGGUAACAAAAAAUAUGAUGAAAAUAGCAUUAAACAUAACAAACAUUCUUUAAUAUUGAGUAAACAAUUUUAUGGUAUCAUAAGUGGAAUAACUGUGGGUAUUUUAGGAGUUCAAGGGAUAUUGGGUUUUUUACUUUUUAUAUUAUUUACAUUGAUAGGAACAUGUAUAACUUUUUUUCAUAUAAGAAAAAAUUUUGGUUCUUAUUUUUUGAAAAAGUCUGACCUUUUUUUUGGAGAUUUCUUUAGUGGAUUAAUAUCUUUUAUUUUGUUCUGGACCCUAUCGUAUGAUAUAAUAUAUAUAUUUUAA